UCGUCAUCUCCGCCUCGGAUCAUCUUCCGACUCCACUCGUGACUGAUAUUAUUAUUUUACCAACAGCCUCGGUGCUGAAGUGAAAACACCACAAGAGCGGGUUCUUGCGGUCGCAGAUGGGCCCGGGGGACCCACCAGAGGAAUCCAGACAUGUCUCCUCGGACGUAACUCGUUAGCUAAAACUGCUGCGGAAGACAAACCAUGUGGAGAGUCCAGGGCUUCGUUGGAAGAGUUCUGCAUCGAUGCCAUGGCAGCACCCCACUACGACUGCCCCAGAACCACCAUGUGGAGGACGAGGUCAUCAACAGCUCGACUGUCCUCUCCACCUCUCGACACUCUUCUGACAACAGUUCUCAGAAAGAGAAGGAUGGAGAGAGGAGGAAGAAACAGAAGACUUUUCAGUUUGGCUACGCUGAGCUUCCUCAUUACACAGUACUGGACGCUGUCGGAUGGGGCGCUGCAGCAGUUCUGUUUAUGCAGGUCUGCAGGAGGAUCCACUCUCAGUUCUCUUCAGGCACAGAGCCCAGUCCAACCCCUGGAGCUCUGAGAGCUCCCUCCUCGUUGCACAAAUGCGGCUACCGCAUCCUGCUGGAGAUCUUAUCCCGGCGUGAUGUCCUGCCCGGAGGAAGGAGGGUGUUGUGCCUGCAGGAGGUGCCAGAGAAACAGAGCCAAGAUCAGACCGCGGCUCAGAGCAGCAGCAGCAGUGAUGCAGAUGAUGCCGGUCUUCACAGCAGCAAUGAGCAUCUGACUGCUGACAGCUCCAUCUCUGACCACCAGAGGGCACUCCUUAACCAGGAUUCACCUGUACCCGAGGAAUCACUUCUGUCAGCAUCCCAUCCUCUGCAGAAUGAUGCCAACCAAGACAACACAGACACAAAAGCUGCUAAUGACAAGGACAUGCUGUCUGAUGAGGAGAGGCUGGCAGGAGCAACACUGAACCUCAGACACGCGGGAGAAAGCAGUGUCCCUGUUAUCCUCAACAUCAUCGGGCUAGAAAGCGCCAAGAAUAAGAACUACGAUGAAGCUUUUACCUGUUUUCUAGCUGGAGCUCAGCAGGGUUACAACAAAGCCCAGUUUAACGUUGGUGUGUGCUAUGAGAAAGGCAUAGGAGUCAGAAAGGACAGAGAGAAGGCUCUGCAUUACUACUGGCAGGCAGCAGUCGGUGGUCACACACAGGCUCAGUACCGAUAUGCAAAGCUGCUCCUGACCAGCAGGCGACAUCAGAGUUUAGAGGAGCUGAACACGGCCGUCGACCUGCUGGAACAGGCUGCUGCAGCUGGACACACCAAGUCUCAGGUCUGCCUUGCGUCGGUCUACUCCCAGGAGCCAGUGAGAGACUGGAGCAAGUCUGUCCGGUACCUAAAGAUGGCAGCAGAGAGCGGGGAUGAUACCGCCCUGCUGUUCCUUGGUCAGUGUUACGAGAGCGGCUUUGGGGUGCGGCAGAACCUGAGGACGGCGAUUGAAUUCUACAAACGAGCCGCUCACGCAGGCAACAAGCAGGCCAAGAGCUUACUGACGCCUCCUAAUGACACAGACAGAAAGGCAGAGGACACAGCGUUGCGUUCCAUCCGUUCAGCUCCCUGUUUCUCUGUAGCCAACCAUCAGCUCCAGCAGCCGCUGUCCUCUGUGGCCAGUCGUGUCCCUCGCUCCACCAGUCAUCCAACCGCCUUUCCCCUCCUGCCCCACUCCUGGAGCACCGGGACCCUUUGCAGGCCUCCGCUGCUGUCCUCCAUGCCUCUUCACCUUCAUCCCCACAGCACGGAGGGAGGAACCUGCCAAUGGACCGUGGGGAUUGGAUAGUUAUCCUGAGCCAGCACAGGCCAAACUAAGGAAUGUAUUUCACAGUGUGAAUGUUUGUUUUUCACUAAAGGAGAAAGGUCAGAGUGUGUUAGGUUUGUACAUAUUGUGAAGUCUGGAAUAGCGUGAAUAGAUUUUAUACUUGGUCAAGUUUGUGAGUGUACAUUUUAAUAUAUUGGUGUUGGAUAUGAGGUCUGACAAUAUUCAUGUGCAGAAUGAGAUAUGUGGGCAUUUCUAUUAUGUGUUUCUGUAUAGAACAGUGUUUUGUUUUCUUUUUGUUUUUUUUAUAAGCUUACCUGUAAUAUUAGUUCUGAUGUGCGUCUGAAAAUAUGAUCUAGGUGCCUUGGGGUGAGUUGAGAAUCUCUGGUGGUUACUGGUUUCUCUCUCCACUAAAAAAAAAGAAAAAGAAAAAAAAUUAUAAUUAUAUAUAAUAAUUUUGUGUCCUGAAAAAAGUAUUGCUGAGUUUGCACUACUGAAACAAAGUGCUUUACAUUAGUGUCAUAUUUUAACCUUCAACGAGACAGCUAUAAAUCAAAAGAAAGGAAAUUAGGGCAUGAGCUUUGAUAAUGUGUCCAGCCUGUCAACCGUACAACUGCCAAAGUGAAUUAUGAUGCACUGUGAGGAAGAUGUUCUUCUGUUAAACGCACAUGUUGAGUAAUAGUAAUAAAACAUAAUCA
Molecule: messenger RNA, 2474 nt
Organism: Toxotes jaculatrix (banded archerfish)
Lineage: Eukaryota; Metazoa; Chordata; Actinopteri; Toxotidae
Gene: dele1
Product: DAP3 binding cell death enhancer 1
Exons: 12
Coding region: 202-1800 (532 amino acids)
Molecular function (GO): protein binding
Source: RefSeq, a predicted model, not a curated record